AUGGGACUCUUCGGCGGCUCCUCUUCCUCAUCCUCAUCCUCCUCCUCCAACAGCACCACACCCACACCCACGGACUUCGCGCCCCCACAAGCACCGCUUUCCUCCCCCAGCGGCUUCAACGCCUCGACCGCCUCUUCCGGCGAGAUUCGCCAGCGCAUCCAAACCCAGAUCAGCCAAUCGAGCAAUCUAGCCAAUGCUCAGGUCCUCAUCAAGACCGUGAACAAGAACUGCUUCCAGCACUGCGUGCCGUCGCCCGGGUCGUCUCUGAGCUCCAAGGAGCAGACGUGCCUGAGCUCUUGUAUGGACAAAUACAUACAGGCGUGGAACGCUGUGAACGUUGCGUAUGUCGGCCGUCUGCAGCGCGAGCAGCGGGAAGUUCCUAUGGGAGGCAGUGCUUUGUAA
Cyphellophora europaea CBS 101466 is the source of this 402-nucleotide messenger RNA. RefSeq lists its product as uncharacterized. The coding region runs from base 1 to 402 and encodes 133 amino acids. NCBI's taxonomy places the organism in Eukaryota, Fungi, Ascomycota, Eurotiomycetes, Chaetothyriales, Cyphellophoraceae. The transcript has a single exon. The record is from RefSeq and is a predicted model, not a curated record.